UCAAUCAAAGUGAUCAAUAGCUCCAAACUUGGACGGCAUGUGCAGCCGGCAGACCUUGGAGGCUUCUGCGCAUGUGCGAAGGUGUCCGGACUGACAAUGCUGGAGAGAUAGCGCGCUUGGGAUUGAGAAACCCAGAGAAAAGGGAUAGAGGAGAAGGGAAAAAAAACAAAAAAGAAGAAAAAGGGAUCCAAGAAAAAAAUCCAAACAAAUCCACGCCGAGAGACGGGCACCAUGAGGUCCAAAGGCAGGGCACGGAAACUGGCCACAAAUGAUGGAGAUGCAGGGUUUGCCCUUAAAUCUUCAGACAUAUUAGAAGAUGCUUGUGGCACAGGCGUUGGACUUCUGCAAUCUUCAUCCUUGGUGGAGGAGCCAACAUCCCCUUUGCUGUCUGAAGAUGAGGUCUCCCCCCAGAGGCCUUCACCCUUCUCACAACCAAGCAUCUUUUUAAACCAAGAGGACUUGGCCAUUCCCCUGGACUUUGAAUUACGCGAGUCAGCUGCUCUAGGUGGUACACUGGGCAUCUGGAGCCGCAGGAGCAUUUACAUCGGCGAGCGCUUUGGACCGUACGUUGGAGAGCGAAGGCCUUCUCUCAGAGACCCCACUCAAGGCUGGGAGAUCUUGGACGGGGCAGGCCAUGUCAAAUUUUGCCUGGAUGCCAGCAAGCCAGAUAUCGGGAGCUGGCUGAAGUACAUCCAGUUUGCCUCCACUGCCAAGCAGCAUAAUCUGACAGCGUGCCAGAUAGAUGAUCAGAUCUUCUACAAAGUCACUCGAGAGAUUUUCCCCGGUGAGGAGCUUCUACUUUUCAUGAAGGCUGAAGAGUAUUCAUGUGAUACCAUCAUGGCGCCUGACAUUCAUGAGGAGAGGCAGUACCGCUGUGAAGACUGUGACCAGCACUUUGAGUCCCGCAGCCAACUACUGGACCACCAGAUGCAGCAGUGUGGGAUGCCCCCCUCAUCCUUCCUUAAUGCAGGAGAUGACAGUGACACUGCCCAGGAACCUCAGGACCUCCGACCCCUCCACUUGUCUCAUGAUCUUCAUGAGUGUAAAGAGUGUGAUCAGGUCUUCCCGGAUAUCCAGAGUUUGGAAGCUCACUCUCUGUCCCACUCUGAGGAGAGAGAAUAUAAGUGCGACCAGUGUCCCAAGGCCUUCAACUGGAAAUCAAACCUGAUCCGACAUCAGAUGUCGCAUGACAGCGGCAAGCACUAUGAAUGUGAAAACUGCUCAAAGCAGGUGUUCACAGACCCCAGUAACCUUCAGAGGCACAUUCGCUCACAGCACGUCGGGGCAAGGGCCCAUGCCUGUUCCGACUGUGGCAAGACAUUCGCAACGUCGUCGGGGCUUAAGCAGCAUAAGCACAUCCACAGCAGUGUCAAGCCCUUCAUGUGUAAGUCACUAAGACCCUACCUAUGUGAGGUAUGUCAUAAGUCCUACACCCAGUUCUCAAACCUGUGUCGCCACAAACGCAUGCAUGCAGACUGCCGAACACAGAUCAAGUGCAAAGACUGUGGACAGAUGUUCAGCACCACCUCAUCCCUGAACAAGCAUCGGCGCUUCUGUGAAGGGAAAAACCAUUUCACAGCAGGGGGACUGUUUGCCCAAAGUAUGCCACUCCCUGGAGCCCCUGGGUUGGACAAAUCAGCUUUGGCAAUGGGCCACAGCAGUGCUGGAUUGGCUGAUUACUUUGGGGCUAGCCGCCAUCAUAGUGGGCUUACCUUCCCUGCCACGCCAGCGUUCCCAUUCAGCUUUCCUGGCCUUUUCCCUUCUGGUCUCUACCAUCGCCCACCACUCAUUCCUGCUACCUCUUCUCCUGUUAGACAACCAGCUCACGCCGCUGUUGCUGGCCCUGGUGCAGAGCUGAGUAAGAGUCCACUGUUGCCUUCUAGCCCUGGAGCCAGUCCAGAGUCCAGAGAGCUUCUUAAGGCACUUCGUAAGGAUGGCAGUUCACCUGCAAGUCAGAUCACAGCCUCAGAACUUCAUACCCAUAGCUCACUGUCCUUAACAAAGUUACGCAACAAGCAAAGUGACCAGUCGGAAAGCAGUGAUCUGGAUGAUGUCAGCACACCCAGUGGAAGUGAUCUAGAAAGUAUGUCAAGCUCUGAGCUUGAAAGUGAUAUGGACAUUGAGAGGGAUAGGGGUGCUGCUCGGGAAAAUGGCAAAAACCUCAAACUGAAGGCCAGUGAGGGAAGCCCCCAGAGCCAAAGCCUGACAGGCAGCGGUUCCAAUAAAAACUUUGCCCGACCCUCCCUUACACCUUCCUCACUGGACGAGCACACAGCUGUUACAGGGGCUGUGAAUGACUCUAUAAAGGCCAUUGCCUCCAUUGCUGAAAAGUACUUUGGCUCUACAGGCCUGAGCAGCCUGCAGGAAAAAAAGGUCGGGUCCCUGGCCUAUCCCUCCAUGUUCCCGUUGCCUUUCUUCCCAGCUUUCUCUCCUCCCGUUUAUCCUUUCCAAGACAGGGAUGUCAGACCUUCUGGGCUGAAGUGUGAGCCACAGUUGCAGGCAGAUGACUGCAAAAAGGCUCAGAACAAGUCUUCAUCAGAGUCACCAUUUGACCUCACCACUAAGCGAAAGGAAGAGACGUCUUGCCCGUUUGCUCCCUCCAAACCAGAGGCAUCCCGUUCCACCGGUCAGGAUCAGCCGCUAGACCUCAGCCUACGGACCAGAGGUCGUGGAUGCAGUGCAAAGGAAGAUGAGAAGAAAAAGAAUGUGGGCUAUGAAGAUGGGAAGGCAGGCAUGGAAACUCCAAAGCCUGAUACCUCCUUGCAACAUGCCAGGCCGACUCCUUUCUUCAUGGACCCCAUCUACAGCAGGGUUGAGAAGAGGAGAAUGAAUGAUCCGUUUGAGACUCUGAAAGACAAGUACAUGCGGCCAGCUCCAGGCUUCCUCUUCCAUCCUCAGUUUCGUUUGCCGGAUCAGAAUACUUGGAUGUCGGCUAUUGAGAACAUGGCAGAGAAGCUGGAGACCUUUAGCUCCUUGAAGCCAGAGUCAAGUGACCUGCUGCGUUCCGUCCCCUCCAUGUUUGACUUCAGAGCGCCACCAUCAGCACUUCCAGAGACGCUGCUGCGCAAGGGCAAGGAGCGCUAUACUUGCAGAUAUUGUGGGAAAAUCUUCCCACGAUCUGCCAACCUGACGCGUCACCUGAGGACUCAUACAGGAGAGCAACCUUAUAGGUGUAAAUACUGCGACCGCUCCUUCAGCAUCUCCUCCAACCUGCAGCGACACAUUCGCAACAUCCACAACAAGGAGAAGCCGUUCAAGUGUCACUUGUGCGACCGUUGCUUUGGUCAGCAAACCAACCUGGAUCGUCACCUCAAGAAACACGAGAAUGGUAACCUGUCAGGCACUGCAAUGUCAUCUCCGCAGUCUGAGCUCGACGGAAGCAGCGCCGUAUUGGACGACAAAGAAGACUCUUAUUUCAACGAAAUAAGAAAUUUCAUCAGCAACACAGGCCAGAGCCAAACAUCACCCGACCCCUCUGAAGAAGGUGUCAACGGCGUCACUUUAGAAGAAGAAAAGACUCUCACGGCCAGUCGUGGGUCACAUGACCUGGAAGACGAUGAAGCGGAGGAGCUUGGUGCUGAUGAUGAAGGGGAAGAGUCCGGCAACACCCUGAACAAACCGCAAGAGGAGAUGCCCCCCAGUAACCUCAGCGACGACAUCAUACAAGACGAAAUGGAUUUCACCAAGACAAAUGACCUGAGUCAGAGCUGCAAGAUCUCUCCUAGGAGGUAUACGCAUGACGACGAGCAGAGUGGCUACUCGGCCCUGGAUCAGAUUCGACACUUUUCAGACAUGCGCAAGCUGGAUGAGAGUGAAAUGAGUGACGGUGAAGGUGAUGAAGACGCCCGAUCGUUCAGCCACCCCUCACUGAGUGAGGCAGUCAAACAGCCCCUCUUUAGGAAAUCCAAGUCACAGGCGUACGCCAUGAUGCUGUCUCUGGCUGAAAAAGACUCUCUCCAUCCAGCCGCACACACGCCGGCCACCAUGUGGCACAGUCUGGCUCGGGCUGCUGCUGAAUCCAGUGCCCUCCAGUCCCUCAGCCAUGUAUGAUGGCCUUAGAAGUCCCCUAUGCCCUGACUCAUGGGACCCGGAGGCCAUUGUGGGGUAGCUGUGCCCCUCAACGUCUUUGGAAUGACUGCUAAGCAGAAUCACGGCCCAUGUGACUGCUGAGUGGAGCGCCUUGUAUAGACAAAACAGGGUCCAUGCAGAACCCGUCCCAGAAAACCUCAACUUCUACAGAGCAAAUUGUCCCUCUGAGACCUUAAAAUUGAUUUCCCAGUAACACCGACCAGGAUGACAGCAGUGAUGUGGUGGAAAUAAUAAUUCUUAAGUAAUAAUAGUGGUAUUUAUUCUAUUCAUUUGCACACCAAAGGCAGCUGGUGGACACGGAAGAUGUGCUGAUCAAUCUUUGACGGACUGCAUUCACUGCCCGGCUCACACAAAGCAGGGUGAAUAUUUGGAGUUGUCUGAAAGGCACGUAUGUUGAACUGUAACAAGAACUGUCUUUGGUGACAAUACGUAUAUUCAAACUGUAUUUUAAGAAGUCAGUUUAACCCCCAAGGGUGUUGCUCAGAGAGAAAAAAUGCACUUGUUGUAAUGAAGGGUGGUAGCAGCCGUGGUUGAAAUGACUCCAUAUCACAAAAAUUGCCAAACAAGUAAUGAUAAUAAAGUUCAAUCAGGCCAGUUCCCGAUCUGUAUUUUUGCAGUUUUUCUGCACAAUCAUUGCACUGUACACAAUUGUCUACCAACUCCACCCUGUUCCUCUGCCCUCCCCAUCUGUGAAAGGUUAUAAAUAGAUUUCAUUUUAGUGGAUGAGAAGAAAACAAAUAAGUAGCCAGUGCUGAAGUUAAAUGUUGUUCUGUAAAGGGCAUUUGUCUUUUCCCAACCCCUUGUGUCCAUCCUAGUCAGCCAACAAUGCCACUAAAUCGCUUGAAUGCUAGUUGUUAGCUACUCCAUGCUUGUGUGUCUUUCAUUUUAGACAAUCAUGGUUCUGGUUUCUUUUAUUUUGUAUUUUCUUUGUUGAUGUUGUCGAUGUUGUUGUUGUUUGCUGUUGUAUGUUAAGAAUUGUAUUUAUUUCUCGGCAAACUGUAGUUUGUUUACUGAAUAGCACUGCUCCGAGCCCGGGUGAUGGGAGAUUCCUCAGCGGGCCUAUCCUUGACUUCAUUGGGGUUUCUAGAUUAUAUUUGAGUGCCAGAUAGUAUUAAACAUACAACUCACUCCUUUUUCUUUUAAUGGAACUGGUUGAUGAAUAGAUAUUAGAUUUUUUUUCUAUGACAAUUUAAUGAUUCAAUUGUAAAAAAUACAAAAUAAAAAAACAUUACAUAGAAUGAGAUCAUUACAAAAAAACAACCCUGGUAUCAUUUUCUUCAUAAGCGCAUGAUUUGUGUUGACAUUUUCUACGGUUGUCUGCAAGCUUGUGUGACGUUCAGUUCAUGUUAACCCCUUGUGCCAAACGUAUGGUAAAAAAAAAAAAAACAGACUGUUUUCAUUUAUUCUCCCGUUUUGAGGGACCAGAUUUUUUUUAUUUGUUUUUGUCCUUGUUUAUAAUCGAUUUUAAAGAGUAAUCAGCAAGUUGAGGUACUUUUGUUUUAAUGCUUUUUACAAUGUAACUGUUAUGCAUUUCAAUUCCAAUACUGUGGGAGGAACAACUAAAUAAAGGACUACA
Messenger RNA from Dunckerocampus dactyliophorus (ringed pipefish), 5665 nucleotides. It is a transcript of the gene mecom, whose product is annotated as MDS1 and EVI1 complex locus. The coding region runs from base 232 to 4050 and encodes 1272 amino acids. NCBI's taxonomy places the organism in Eukaryota, Metazoa, Chordata, Actinopteri, Syngnathiformes, Syngnathidae. Gene Ontology annotation, cellular component: nucleus. Gene Ontology annotation, biological process: regulation of transcription by RNA polymerase II. The record is from RefSeq and is a predicted model, not a curated record. Gene Ontology annotation, molecular function: protein binding; RNA polymerase II cis-regulatory region sequence-specific DNA binding; DNA-binding transcription activator activity, RNA polymerase II-specific. The transcript is spliced from 18 exons.